Molecule: messenger RNA, 1403 nt
Organism: Daphnia magna
Lineage: Eukaryota; Metazoa; Arthropoda; Branchiopoda; Diplostraca; Daphniidae
Product: 2-oxo-4-hydroxy-4-carboxy-5-ureidoimidazoline decarboxylase-like
Exons: 3
Coding region: 656-1180 (174 amino acids)
Biological process (GO): allantoin metabolic process
Molecular function (GO): carboxy-lyase activity
Source: RefSeq, a predicted model, not a curated record
AUUUUAGUGUCACCGUCAUCUUCUCCUUUCACCUGUUGUAGGCAAUCAACUUCCAGUUUUCAACUUUUCUUUCCCUACUCCUGCAAUUUCAUCGGCGCUUUCAGUUUAGUAUCACCUGGCUUUACGCGUGGGUCAAAUCUCAACUCUCUGACGAGAAUAUCGUAGGCAAAGUUAUGUAACUUGGGAGGUAGCUCUUCAAUUUUCCUUGGAGUUGUAAUGGCCGCAAUGGCGUCCAAGAUAUCUUUGAACUCUAGGUCAGCCAACAAUCAAUAAUUCAAGACAUCUCUCGGGCUUGUAAGUCUAAUCGCCAGCUUCUUCCUUCUCCUUUUGCUGUUCUUCUUUACGUUGUUUACACUCGGCGAUAAGGUUAUUAGUUAAAAGUCUCUCGGUUUUGAAACGUUUCAUCUGAUUAGUCAUAUUAUAUCACAUCAUAAAAUAUUCCACGAUUUCAGCAAAUCUGUUCCACGAAAAACGUUGUUUGCUUCUGCAAUCAAGUUGAGAAACGUUGGGAAAUGAAAAACGUUGAAAUGCAAAUAUAGCGUUUUUGUACACUGCUUAAAAUUGGAAGGGUACGGUGUACAAUUUAGCCGGUUGCAUUCUGUUCAGGUCGUUGUCAAGCGGCCACUUCUAGGCCCAGUUUAAUACGCGUAUACAUAUGUCUGACGUGCUCACAAUUUCGCAAGUGAAUGAGUUGAAUUAUGAAGAUUUCAUUGGGCGAUUCGGUAAUGUUAUUGAGCACUGUUCAAUAUGCGCAGCUGUAGUCUGGCGAUUCCGUCCAUUUCAUGACGUCCAUCAUCUUCAUCAGGAAAUUUGCUCAUUUGUAGAUCUCCUUCCAGAUACAGGUAAAGAGGGUGUGCUAAGAUUACUUCCUGAUUUAACUGGGAGACUAGCUGAACUUGACCGCCUUACGCAAGAGAGUGCAGCUGAACAGAAAGCUGCUGGUUUGGACACCAUGACUCCUGAAGAGAAACAACUGCUUAAAGAUACCAAUGCCAAGUACAGAGACAAAUUUGGCUUUCCAUUUGUCAUAUGUGCAAGGCAGAACAAGAAGGAAGCAAUUCUGAAGGGAAUAGUUGAGAGGCUGGAACAUUCUGCUGCAGAAGAACUGAAUAUUGGUAUUGAAGAAGUCAAGAAGAUCUGCAUGUUGAGGUUGUUAAGCAUAGUGCCUGAUGAUAAAUAACACAUGUAAGGAAUCCAUCAGCAGGGAAUAUUACCAAUAUUCCAUAUUCCAUUCAAACAUUCUCACAACAGUUUUCCAAAAAAUCUGUUGAUGUUUUGGUGCUUGCUCUAUCAUUGCUCAAAAUACAGCAAUUACAAAAGAAUUUUCUUUAUAUUGUCUUGUAGAAUUCACCAAAAGGAGAUAAUUUUAAAAAAUUUAAUGAAUACACACACCAAGAAUCAUA